Molecule: messenger RNA, 4560 nt
Organism: Eimeria acervulina
Lineage: Eukaryota; Apicomplexa; Conoidasida; Eucoccidiorida; Eimeriidae
Exons: 4
Coding region: 1-4560 (1519 amino acids)
Biological process (GO): phosphatidylinositol dephosphorylation
Cellular component (GO): intracellular membrane-bounded organelle
Molecular function (GO): phosphatidylinositol-3,5-bisphosphate 5-phosphatase activity
Source: RefSeq, a predicted model, not a curated record
AUGGCUUCUCCUCUAAGGGAGGUGGUGGUUUACGAGCUCCCAGGCGCAGUUUGUCUUCUAGCGCUAAAUGUGCAGCAGCAGCAGCAACAGCAGCAACAGCCACAGCAGCAGCAGGUUACCUCUGGAGACAGUGCACGCGGCUGCUGCUGCCGAUGCAACUGCUACGGCCGGCUGUUGGUCUUCACGAAGACAGUCUUGGACCCAGCAGCCGCAGCAGCCGUAGCAGGAUGCAGGAGCAGCAGCAAGAGCAACACCAGCAGCAGCAGCAGCAGCUGCUGCUGCUGCUGCACGGAAUCUAGUAGCAGCCUUAGUUCUGUUGCUGUAUACCAGCAGCACUGUCUUCCCACAGCGUGCAUUUUUGAGUCGACGAAGUUGCUGCUGCAGCAGCAGCAGCAAAAGUAUGUUCUCCAGCUGCAGCAGCAGCGUCACAAUACCGACGGUCUGCGGCUACUGCUGCGGGCCCCCAGUGCCCAGCAGCAGCAGCAGCAGCAGCAGCAGCAGCACUUGGAAGCUGCUGCUGCAAGCACAUUAACUGCAGGUGACAGCGCUGGCGCUCCUGGCACCAGCAGCAACAGCAACGCCAGCAGCAGCAGUCGCAGCAGCAACUUUGUUGCUGCGCGCAGCAGCUGCGGCCAUGGUGCAUGCAGCUGUUUUUCUGUUAGUCUUUCAUUUGGUGUUUUAGGGGCCGUGCGACUCCUUUGCGGUAUUUACCUCUGCAUUAUAACCCACAAAGCCACUGUAGGGGCUCUACCGAACAUUGCAGCAGCAGCAGCAGCAGCAGCAGCAGGUACAGCAGCAGCAGCAGCAGCAGCAGGAGGUGCAGCAGCAGCAGAAGGGGGUUUGGAUCCUUUGCCUAUAUUUGCUGUUGAGGGGGUGCGGCUCAUUCCUCUCUUCUCCUGGAGGUGGGAGGGUAAGCAGCUGCUGCAUCAUGCAGCAGCAACUGCUGCUGCAGAUGCUGCUGCUGUUGAACUUCAGCGGCAGGUCUUCUAUGGGGGCCCUCGCGUUGGUGGCUGCUGCGCCCCUGCAGGGGUAGAUGUUGGAGAGAUACAGGUAGCAGCAGCAGCAGCAGAAAGCAGCAGCAGCAGCAACAGCGACGGCUGCUCGUCGCCCCCAGAGCUGGUGGAGAUGCAACAGCUGCAGCAGCAGCAACAGCAGCGCCAGCAGCAGAGUGGCCGGCUGCAGCCGCUAGAGGUCGCUGAGUUCAGGAAGCUGCUUGAGAGAGAACAGCGGCUUUGCUGUUUGCUGCUGUCUGCAUUCAGCACUUCACCGCAUUCUCUGCUGUUUUCCAGCGACCUUGACCUCACCCUCUCCCUGCAGCAGCAAGUGCAGCAGCAGCAGGAGCAGCAGUUGGAAGCCGAGCGGUGCGCAUGCUGCAGCAGCAACCACCGCAAACUGCAGCGGGGCGCUGGCGGGCACUUCGUCUUCAACAAAUUUCUGCUGCGGCAACUGCAGGAGCACGCAUUGCAUGCGCCUGCAGCAAAGUCAACAGAAGCAGCAGCUGCUGCUGCAGCAACUGCAGCAGCAGCGGAUGGGGCAAGCUACGGUGAGGAUCGUCCAGCAGACAGCGUUGGCAGCAGCAGCAGCAGCAGCGGGUCUUUCGUGUACGGGUGCUCGGGUUGCUGCUGCUGUUCAUCAGCAUCGUCAUCAGCAGCAGCAGCAGCCACCAGCUGCUGCUUCUCUCCCUGGCAGACGGUGUUAGUGCAAGGGGGGCUGCAGCAGCAGACGGUCGCUCUCAUCCCAGGACAGCACAGACAGCAGCAGCAACAACAACAACAGCAACGGCAGCAGCAGCAGCAGCAGCAGCUGGGAAGGGAGUUGGAGUUCCUUCAGCUGUCUGUGUUGGCAAGGCGCUCGCGGUUUGCUGCUGGGACUCGCUUUUACAGUCGAGGUUUGGAGCGACCUUCUGAUGCAGCAGCAGCAGCAGCAGGGGAAGCAGCAGCAGAGAGCAGCAGCAGCAGCAGCAGCCCACUGGGCGUCGCUAACGAAGUCGAGUGCGAGCAAAUGCUAUGGCGUGUGCUGCCGCCGCCAAUGCCAAAGGCAGCAGCAACAUCCGAAGCAGCAGCAACACCCGAAGCAGCAGAAACACCUGAAGCGGGAGCAGCAACGGAAGCAGCAGCAGCAGCAGCGCAGGCAGCAGCUGCAGCAACAGCAGCAGAUUCGUGCGCGGUAGCAGCAGCUUCCACUGCCAGCAAGCUGCGUCGUAUGUUUGGUGACUCGGAUGCAGCAACAGCAGCAGCAGCAGCAGGAGGAUCAUCGGCAGCGCGAGUAGCAGCAGGAACAACAUCAGCUGCAGUAGCAGCAGCAGCAGCAGCAGGAUGUGCCCCAACCUCGCGAGGGUGGCGCUUCUCUCCCUGCUGCGCGUCUGUUGUGUUCUUGCGAGGGUCUAUACCGAUAUAUUGGCGGCAUGAAAGCGUCUCCCGUGCUCUGUUUUCUUUUCUGAUGCCCUCACCAAAUACCUGCAUUGAUUUGCCUGCUGCUGAGGUGUACGUACACCUGAAACGACACCUGCACUGGCUGCUGCGCCGCUACCACCAGCCGCUGCUGCUGCUCGACCUCGUUCGCCAGCAGCACACCGUAGAAGGAACUCUCAGCCGUGCAUAUCGUAAGGCCUUGGGUCUCUGUAGCGAUGAAUUUGCAGUGUAUAUACACCCCAGUAGCGACAGCAGCACCAGCACCAACACUAGCAGCAGCAGCGCCACCAGCACCAACAUCAGCAGCAGCGGCAGCGGCAGCAGCAGCAGCACAAGUAGCAGCAGCAGAGACCUAGACCCAGCAGAUCGCACCGCCACACCAGAGGCCUGCAGCACGAACACGAGCACGGGCGAUGUAGCUAUUGUAGACGAGCCCGCUGCACAGAACAACAGCGGCGAAGAGCAGAAGCAGCAGCAGCAGCAGGGGCAGCUGCCGCAGGUGCAUUACUACGAAAUGGAUUGGCACGUGCGCAGCGAAUCGAUUGGCUUUGACUCCGCGUUUGCGGAGUUGGCGGUUCUUGGCUCUAAGCUGCUGCAGCAAACAGGAUUCUUUCUGUUCCAGCAGGAGCAGCAGCAGCAGCAACAGCAAAUGCAGCGACAGGGGCAACAGGAGGAGGAGCCUACUGGGGUGCUGCAGAAGGGAGUGGUUCGUUUCAACUGUAUCGACUGUCUAGACCGAACGAACAUCGCUCACGUCUGCCUCGGCGUUGUUGCGCUGUACAUACACCUGAGGGCUGUGGGGCUCUGGAGGCCAGGCAGCCCUUGCCCGCACAGCUGCUGCGUACUGGAGGGAGCGCAGGACGUCUUGAAAUCAGCAGCAGAAGCUUUGUUGCUGCAGCAAAUAGUGGAAACGAAACGCACACACGAGGCACGACUGCAGCUGGAGCAGCAGCAACAGCAACUCACGGGGCAGCAACAGCAGGAAAGUUGUGGUUCUGCUGUGGUCGCAGCAGCAGCAGAGGAGUUGCAUGGAACUACGGACAGUUCUUUGCUUCCUGCGUCUCAGGGCUGGGGAAAUGGAUCAGCAGCAGCAGCAGCAGCAGCAUCCCGUUUGGAGCUACCAGAAGUGGUGCUGCAGCCCGGAUUGGGCUCACCGUGUGCUGCAGCAGCAGUAGCAUCUGCAGCAGCAGCAGCAGCAGCAUCUGCAGCAGCAGCAGCAGCAGGGGGCAUUUUUUCUUCUGGUGCUUCGCCUUUGUCAGCGUUUAAGGGAGAUGCAGCGCUUGUUGCUGUUUUGGGGGCCCUGUGGAGAGGCAUCGGCGACAGCAUUUCAAUUCAGUAUGCGGGAUCGCCGGCUCUGCAUGCGGCUGAGUUUCCUCCCAGUCCUGCCCGUGCUGCUGCUGCUGCGUUGGCAACGCAGCAGCAACAGCAGCAGCAGCAACAGCAGCCGCAGCAGCAGCAGUCGCAGCAGCAGUCGGUGUCUGCGGCUCUACAGCGUGCUGAAGUAGCAGCAGCAACUUGGGAACGAAUGAUCCUCGGAAUGAAAGACAGGCCGUGGGUAGCGCAGUCAAGGACUAGCGCCCUUUACGCAGUGCAGAGAUACGUCAGCAAUAAGGUGUUUGAUACGGAGAGACAGCGCGCCAUUUAUCUUCUGACUGGUUUCUUUAGGCCUUCGCUUCAGGGGCCCGACCUCUUUUCCUUAGACUGCUCCCAGCAGCAGUUGCCUGUAUACUUGGACGCAGCAGCAGCACCCGCAGGAGCAGCAGCAGAAGGCCACUCCGCUGGUGCUGCUGCUACCGCAGGUGCUGCUGCUGCUUCAGGGCAUCAGGGCCCAUCCCCAGCUGUGGCAACACUCAAGGCUGCAGGAAGCACUGCGGUGCAAACGCCAGCACAGAAAGCAGCAGCAGAGGCAGGAGAAGCAGCAGCAGCGGCCGCUGCUGCUGUUCUGCAACGAGAACCCCUAGAAAAUGUUUGCUGCAUCUCUCUGGCUGGAGUCGAGUUGGUGCCCCUUAACCAGUUGAAGAAUGCAGAAGAAAAACCGGUCAAAAGAUGUGCCGUUGUAAUGGCCAUCGAGUUGUAUAGACACUUGGAAUAUGACUUGGCGAUUGCGAGGUUAUCUUCUGCUGCUCCUCUCAUUUUAAGCUGCCGCUGA